AUGCUUGGGACUGUAGAGGUGGCUCAGCCAUUGGAAGCACCUCAGCUUCCUGCACUGCCCCCCACCCCACCCCCAGCCUUGUUUGAUAGAUUGAACUUCCUGCCCCACCAGAGGAAGUGGGGAGCAACACCAGGUGCAGCGACAACCAGCAGAGCCAUGGACAAGGAAUAUGUGGGUUUUGCUGCCCUCCCCAACCAGCUGCACCGCAAGUCUGUCAAGAAGGGGUUUGACUUCACACUCAUGGUGGCAGGCGAGUCAGGCCUCGGGAAAUCCACUCUCAUCAACAGCUUGUUCCUCACCAACCUCUACGAAGAUCGGCAGGUGCCAGAUGCCAGUGCACGUACCACGCAAACUCUGACCAUCGAGCGCCGGGGCGUGGAGAUCGAGGAGGGAGGCAUCAAGGUGAAGCUGACCUUGGUGGACACGCCGGGCUUUGGGGACUCUGUGGACUGUUCAGACUGCUGGCUGCCCGUGGUCCGAUUCAUUGAGGAGCAGUUUGAGCAAUACCUCAGGGAUGAGAGCGGCCUCAACAGGAAAAACAUCCAGGACUCCAGAGUCCACUGCUGCCUCUACUUCAUCUCACCCUUCGGCAGAGGGCUCCGCCCCCUGGAUGUGGCUUUCCUCCGGGCAGUGCACGAGAAGGUCAAUGUUAUCCCAGUCAUUGGCAAAGCAGAUGCCCUGAUGCCUAGGGAAACUCAGGUUCUCAAGCAGAAGAUCCGGGACCAGUUGAAGGAGGAGGAGAUCAACAUCUACCAGUUCCCAGAAUGUGACUCUGAUGAGGAUGAAGAAUUCAAGAAGCAGAACGAAGAGAUGAAGGGAAGCAUCCCUUUCGCGGUGGUUGGUUCAUGUGAAGUGGUGAGGGAUGGCGGAACCCGACCAGUGAGGGGACGCCGCUACUCCUGGGGUACCGUGGAAGUGGAGAAUCCACAUCACUGCGAUUUCCUAAACCUGAGGCGGAUGCUGGUACAGACCCACCUUCAGGACUUGAAAGAGGUGACCCACGAUCUGCUCUACGAGGGCUAUCGGGCUCGCUGCCUACAGAGUCUGGCUCGACCUGGGGCCCGGGACCGAACCAGCCGCAGCAAGCUUUCCCGGCAGAGUGCCACGGAGAUCCCACUGCCCAUACUGCCUCUAGCCGACACUGAGAAGUUGAUUCGCGAGAAAGACGAAGAGCUGCGCCGCAUGCAAGAAAUGCUGGAGAAGAUGCAAGCUCAGAUGCAGCAGAGCCAGGCUCAGGGCGAGCAGUCAGAUUGUCUGUGAGAUCCUCACCGCCGCCCAACCUAGCAUCGGCUCACCGCCAAUCUCCGGUCCCGUCGGGCUCUAGACUGCCCAGUGUCCAAUCCUAGAGGAUAGGUCCGCCCUUGCACUUGAAACAGGUCCCUCCAAUCCGGAAGUUUGUAGCCCCGCCCAACCCCGCCCUCCGCGCUGUUCUGAGCCGCCCUCCGACUCCUGGAGGCCAGUUCCACUUAGAGUAUCCCUGUUUUUCUAAGUUCUCCGUCUAAUAAAAAUUGCU
Messenger RNA from Microtus ochrogaster (prairie vole), 1513 nucleotides. It is a transcript of the gene Septin1, whose product is annotated as septin 1. The coding region runs from base 1 to 1260 and encodes 419 amino acids. The record is from RefSeq and is a predicted model, not a curated record. Gene Ontology annotation, molecular function: GTP binding. The transcript is spliced from 12 exons. NCBI's taxonomy places the organism in Eukaryota, Metazoa, Chordata, Mammalia, Rodentia, Cricetidae.